Messenger RNA from Cynoglossus semilaevis (tongue sole), 642 nucleotides. RefSeq names its product neurexophilin-2-like. The record is from RefSeq and is a predicted model, not a curated record. The transcript has a single exon. NCBI's taxonomy places the organism in Eukaryota, Metazoa, Chordata, Actinopteri, Pleuronectiformes, Cynoglossidae. Gene Ontology annotation, molecular function: signaling receptor binding. The annotation marks the transcript as partial.
GUUCUGUUGUCUUUGAAGGUCACAGGCAGGAAGGUGCACGGAGGAGCCACCGAGCUGCUGCAGUGGGGAGACGGUAACAAUGAACAGAAGGCCCCCCCCACUGGGACCAGUCCACGGAUCCUCAACCCCCUCCGUCUGUUUGCCAAGGGUUCCCCUGGACUCAGGAGCAGCGUGAGGGAAAUCACGUAUUUGCAGAACAGCGAGGACUCGUGGGACUGGUUAUCAAACCACACAGACAUUCAGGGAGCACAGGCCCGAACCAAACGGAGGCCCAUCGUCAAGACUGGGAAGUUCAAAAAGAUGUUCGGGUGGGGGGAUUUCCACUCCAACAUCAAGACUUUGAAACUCAACCUGCUGAUCACGGGGAAGAUCGUGGACCACGGGAACGGAACCUUCAGCGUGUAUUUCCGCCACAACUCCACGGGCCUGGGCAACGUGUCGGUCAGUCUGGUGCCGCCCUCCAAGGUCGUGGAGUUUGAGAUGGCGCAACAGUCCGCGCUGCCGGAGACCAAAGACACCAAAUCGUUCAACUGCCGCAUCGAGUACGAGAAAACGGACCGCAACAAGAAGACGGGCGUUUGCACCUUUGAACCGACCAAGACGUGCUACCACGAGCUGACGCAGAGCCACGUGUCCUGGCUC